Molecule: messenger RNA, 756 nt
Organism: Trichoderma atroviride IMI 206040
Lineage: Eukaryota; Fungi; Ascomycota; Sordariomycetes; Hypocreales; Hypocreaceae
Molecular function (GO): protein binding
Source: RefSeq, a predicted model, not a curated record
AUGGCACCGGCGAAGAAGCGGGCGAGAAACGCGCAGUCAGAUGCCCAGCCAUCGUCGGUGCUCCUAGCUGAUUAUCGCACAGCUUGGCUCCUCUCGUCUGAUGAGCCUUCGGUCGAAAUCAUCUGCAAAAACGAAUCCUUCAAGGUCCAUACAAGCGUCCUCAAGCAGCACUCGGAAUACUUUGAAUCGUGCCUGAGCAGGCCUUUUAUGGAAUCAGAUGGCGUGGUAAAGUUUGACGACAUCGAUCCUCGAUACAUGGCAUUCUACCUCGGUAUAGCAUACAGCUAUUCGUCCAUCGUACCGCACACGCCGCCCGCAGCGUCCAAGAACCCCGAGGCUCGGGCACAGCGCACGCCUCUUUGCGAUUACAUUGAGGUAUUCAAGUUAUGUGACCGUUUUAUCAGCACGCAGAUGAGCGGAUUCCUCCACAAGUGCAUCCUGACGGCCAUUGGAGACGGACACCGAGCCUUGUUCCGCUCAUAUGCCGACAAGGACCAGCAGAAGGCUCUGAUGAGAGACUUUGCGGAUGGAUACGAGGCUCUGGAGCAAGCGCACACAUUGCAGAAGAUGCUGGGAGAGACAAUCAUUGAGUAUUUCGUAGAGGGCAUUUGCUACGACGCCUGGGACAGCUGUAUGGACGAGGUUACCGACAAGCCAAAGUUUGUGGCGCAAGUGUCCAAGGGUUUUGCCAGGAAGCUGGCGGAGGCGAUGACGACGAAGACAAAGGUGAAGCGCAAGGAGCUUGCAGGCCCAUGA